CGGGGACACGUCAGCAAAGGGCGCGCGACGGGGAGAGCUUGACACACAUGUCAGCAAAAAGGUUUUGGCAUUGUGAGGGGCUGCAGGGCCGAACCGUGGACAUCUGCCUCCGGCGGAGCAAAGAGAAUGGCAGUGUCGCUGGUUUGCAAACUUAUUCUGUUUUCAAUCGCGAAGAAAGUGACCGUCUUUCUAGUUGCCAAGACGUAUGGGUUUCCGCGAUUGUAUAGACGGACUGCUGAGGUGAACCGGUUUGUCAACCGGCACAACCCGAGACGGCGCGAAAAUGUCCGAAGCUUCAUUCAGGGGGUGUUUCGCCUCCCUCAGCGAGCCUGCGAGAAGUUCAGCCAGAUUCGAGCCGCGAGAAUUCCUUCUGGUGUCCCCAAAUCUCUCAGUUUCAGCACUAAGGCGCGGGUGCCAACCUUGGGCCCAUUUGUCCAAUGGUCAGCGUUAGCUCAACAGCAUCCAGAAUUGAGAUGCAAAAGCACGUGGAUUUCGCCCAACGUCUCUCGUCGAGUAUUUGCUGCUGCUGGUCGGAGGGAGGCUGUCCCUUUCAGCAGGGACCAAGCAACCGUGCAGCAUCUGAGGGGCUGUAGUCUCUUCUCCUCUUCAGGUGCCAACGUGGCACGAUGGCCUACCUCAGCACUGGCAGAUGGUACGCGCGAUGUUUCUCAUGUAUCCGAUGGGACCGGUGGGACCAGUGGGACCGGUGGGACUUACAGAUCUACAGCGGUUCCGUAUUUCGCAGCGGGAAAUAGAGGAAACCUGCCAUGCAAGGCGCACACACAUGCGCCUAUCCCUGUAUCGUCUACUCACGCUCGACAUUUGUUGAAUUAUGCACUGUUUGGAAGAGCGCCGGCGGUUCUGGUGCCUCGUCUGCAUGCGCUGCAAAAUAAACUCUUUUCCGGAAAAUGGACAAGCGACGAUGAAGUUACGUCAACUUACCAGAGGGGGGCAGAGCAGCACCGAGACAACAGAAUACGCGCAGGAACGGAGGCGGGGACCGCUUAUGAAUGGACAAGGGGUGGGAGGAGACUUGGAUUACGACAGCUGCUUGAGCUUUCGAGGAGUGGGGCUUUGUCAACGGCAAGUGGAACGGUGACAUGAGGUGGCCUUUUUUCUUUUCCCUUUUUGUUUUGGAAAAGAGGGGGGCAAGGGAGGGAAGAGGCGAGGGGGAAGAAUGGGGUGUUUGAAGCGACAGAUGGUUGUAACAGACCCCUAAAUAGUAAAUUUUCAGCAUUUUCUCACGGCCGUUAUAGUCAAACCCCCAACACCUUCUGAUUCCGAAUCAAAAAAGUUCAAAAAACUUUUUUGAGGAUUUGGAUGCCAUCGCUGUGCAGAGAACUCGUUGGCUUUUCUGCCAGCCAGUCCAGGGCUUGGGCUUGGAUUGGUUACCCAUCCCUUCACCUCUGGAGCAGAAUGAUCAAUGGGGCUCUGAGUGAUGUCCAGCCACUUCUGUCCUACUGAAGGGUCCGACUGCUGAGGCCGAUGGCUGUGUCCAAUGGGUGGACCGUUUGCCGACCGUCGCCCGAGCGAUUGAUUGAGAGCUUGGUUGACGAGAUCCAACCAUGACCGGUGGAUGGUGGAUCAGGAUCUUCACCUGCAGUGAAACCGCACACGGACAAAACGCGGACAAAAAGUUACUGCGGUGCAGUACGAGUGUGUUGACCGUUUGCCCACCGGUGCCCCCGAGCGAUUGAUUGAGAGCUUGGUUGACGAGAUCCAACCGUGAGCGGUGGACGGUGGAUCGGGAUUGUCAACUGCAGUGAAACUGCACACGGACAAAACGUGGACAAAAAGUUGCUGCGGUGCAGUACGAGUGUGUUGAGCGUUUGCCGACCGGUCCACCCGAGCAAUUGAUUGAGAGCUUGGUUGACGAGAUCCAACCGUGAGYGGUGGACGGUGGAUCGGGAUCGUCACCUGCAGUGAAACCGCACACGGACAAAACGWGGMCAAAAAGUURCUGCGGUGCAGUACGAGUGUGUUGAGCGUUUGCCGACCGGUCCRCCCGAGCAAUUGAUUGAGAGCUUGGUUGACGAGAUCCAACCGUGAGUGGUGGACGGUGGAUCGGGAUCGUCACCUGCAGUGAAACCGCACACGGACAAAACGAGGCCAAAAAGUUACUGCGGUGCAGUACGAGUGUGUUGAGCGUUUGCCGACCGGUCCGCCCGAGCAAUUGAUUGAGAGCUUGGUUGACGAGAUCCAACCGUGAGCGGUGGACGGUGGAUCAGGAUCGUCAACUGCAGUGAAACGUUACGGAGGCAAAACACAGAACACAAAAAGAAAGUAACGGGGGCGAGUUACGAGUGUUGUCAAGGGGGCGAGGUCCCACUAACAAAGAGGGUUGGAUUUAAGGCGUAAAAUGUGGUCUCGUUUGAGGAAAGGUGCAGAAAAUGGUGAUUGAACUGCUUUUCUGCAUCUAUGGAGAAAACACAUCCAGAUUCAGGCAUGUAAUCCACCCCUCUG
Chara braunii is the source of this 2463-nucleotide messenger RNA. The record is from the annotation of a GenBank genome assembly. Lineage: Eukaryota; Viridiplantae; Streptophyta; Charophyceae; Charales; Characeae.